Molecule: messenger RNA, 1005 nt
Organism: Coccomyxa subellipsoidea C-169
Lineage: Eukaryota; Viridiplantae; Chlorophyta; Trebouxiophyceae; Coccomyxaceae
Product: WD40 repeat-like protein
Exons: 6
Coding region: 1-1005 (334 amino acids)
Biological process (GO): mitotic spindle assembly checkpoint signaling
Cellular component (GO): bub1-bub3 complex; mitotic checkpoint complex; kinetochore
Molecular function (GO): ubiquitin binding
Source: RefSeq, a predicted model, not a curated record
AUGGCAGCACCUCCUCCCUUUCUGGGCAGGCCGCUGGAGAGCCCUCCAAAUGAUGGCAUCUCUGGGCUGCGCUUCUCUAACACCAGCGACCUGCUGCUCUGUUCAUCCUGGGAUGGGUCAGUGCGCCUGUACGAUCCACCACGAAGUCUGACAAAAGGAAGCUUCUCACAACAAGCCCCCGUUCUAGAUGCGGCCUUCCAGGAAGACUCAUCCAUCUUUCUGGCUGGCUUAGACGGCAUAGUCAAAAGGUAUGACUAUUUCGCGCGCGCGGAGACGGUCAUCGGCCAGCAUGCGGCAGGAGCCAGGUGCGUAGAGUGGCUUCCAGAGCGAGGACUGGUAGCCAGCGGCUCAUGGGACAAGACUUUACGCUGUUGGGACCCGCGGAUACCCCAGGGACGGAACUGCGCGGUGGUGAUGCAGCUGCCCGGCAAGGUGUUCAGCAUGGCGCAGAGCAGCACACGCUUGGUUGUGGCGACAUCCUCACUGCACAUCCUCGUCUAUGACAUCCGCAAGCUGGAGGCGGGGUUGCCAGAACAGGAGCGGGAGUCUUCGCUGAGGUUCCAGACACGGUGCGUACGCUGCUACCCGGACGGCACCGGCUUUGCGGUGAGCUCGGUGGAGGGCCGCGUGGCGAUGGAGUACUUUGACCAGUCCGAGGCCGGCCAGACGCGCAAGUAUGCCUUCAAGUGCCAUCGGAGCAGCGAGGCCGGCACAGACACUGUGCACCCUGUGAAUAGCAUCGCCUUCCAUCCUGUCCACGGCACGUUUGCCACUGGCGGUGGCGAUGGUACUGUGAAUGUUUGGGAUGGGGCAAACAAGAAGCGGCUGUGCCAGAUACAAGGCUAUCCCACUUCCGUUUCAGCGAUGGCGUUUUCUAGGGAGGGGAAGUACCUUGCUGUGGCGUCAUCUUAUACAUGGGAACAAGGAGAGAAGGAGCACCCGGCAGAGGCCAUUUAUGUGAGACAUAUGAGCGAUGCCGAAGUGAAACCAAAGCCUCGAAUAUGA